CCGCUUUCUGUGUCAUCAAUUUCACAAAGAAAAGUAUCAUCUUCUCUGGCGACUGGUGAAAAUGCAGGAGCAAGCAGCAACGAGUUCCAUGGCGGCUAGUCUACCUUCAAGUAGCGAGAGAUCUUCAAGCUCUGCUCUACAAAUUGAAAUUAAAGAAGGAAUGGAAAGUGAUGACGAGAUCAGAAGAGUGCCGGAUAUGGGCGGAGAAGCCGCCGGAGCAUCAAGAUCCGGCAGAGAAACCGGUUCAAAUCAAAAUAAUCCAGACCGGGUUCAACACUCAGCUGAAGGAACAAAGAAAAGAGGGAAAACUCCUGCUGAUAGAGAAAGCAAGCGAUUAAAGAGAUUGUUGAGGAAUAGAGUAUCGGCUCAACAAGCAAGAGAGAGAAAGAAGGCGUACAUGACCGAGUUGGAGAGCCGAGUUAAAGAGUUGGAGAAGAAGAACUCGGAGCUUGAAGAACGUUUGUCCACAAUGCAAAAUGAAAACCAGAUGCUUAGACACAUCUUGAAGAACACAACGUCUGGGAUGCAAGAAAGGAAAUAGGUUAAUAUAGAUUUAGAAGCAAAAGUGUAUACGAAUGAGUGAUGUAGCGAGGAAUUUCAUAAGUUAAAAAGUUAUUAUUGUUUUUAUUUAAUGUGGUGAUGAUUGUUAAUGGUGAUAAUUGUGAUUGUAGAA
This is a messenger RNA of Lactuca sativa (garden lettuce), 673 nucleotides long. RefSeq names its product transcription factor HY5. The record is from RefSeq and is a predicted model, not a curated record. Lineage: Eukaryota; Viridiplantae; Streptophyta; Magnoliopsida; Asterales; Asteraceae. Gene Ontology annotation, cellular component: nucleus. Gene Ontology annotation, molecular function: DNA-binding transcription factor activity, RNA polymerase II-specific. Gene Ontology annotation, biological process: regulation of photomorphogenesis; positive regulation of transcription by RNA polymerase II; response to red light.